AAAAUAGUCCCCCCUCCAAUUUUUAAAUUUUCGGUUAUAAAUAAGCACUUCUUCUCCAAGCAAAGCGAACAGCUUUUACUACCAGAAAAGCAAAAUCAGAAAUCAGAGAGAGAGACCGAGAGAGAGAGAGAGAGAGCUGGUUGUCAAUGGCGACCAAGUUCUUAUCAUUAGCGUGCAUACGAAAUGAGAGUAGUAGUAGUAGUAGUGGUAGUCGAGGCGGUUUAUCGCCUCGGCCUCACUACCCGUCCAUGCCGAAAUACCCCAAAGGCGUGGCGGUUCAGCAAAACGCCAUGGAAGGCUCCGAGACCAAAUCUUUGUUCUCCGUCGUCGGUAUGACUUGUUCAGCCUGUGCUGGUUCCGUCGAGAAAGCCAUCAAGAGACUCCCCGGGAUCCGUGAAGCCGUCGUUGAUGUCUUGAAUAAUCGUGUUCAAGUCCUUUUUUAUCCCGAUUUCGUUAACGAAGAGACAAUUCGUGAGACUAUUGAAGAUGUUGGGUUUGAAGCAUCACUGAUUCAAGAUGAGUCCAAUGAAAGGUCCACUCAGGUUUGUCGGAUUCGUAUAAAUGGGAUGACUUGUACAUCUUGCUCAUCCACUGUGGAGUCAGCUUUGCAAGCAAUUCAGGGUGUGCAAAAGGCACAAGUGGCCUUAGCUACUGAGGAAGCAGAAGUUUACUAUGAUCCAAAAGUUAUAGGUCACAAUCAGCUAUUGACAGCUAUAGAAGACACGGGAUUUGAAGCCAUACUUAUUAGCACAGGGGAGGACAUGAGCAAGAUAGACCUUCAAGUUGACGGUGUAAGAACUGAUAAUUCUAUGAGAAUUAUUGAAGAGUCACUUGAAGCACUCCCUGGAGUUCAGGCCAUAGACUUGUAUCCUGAAUUGAACAAAAUCUCCCUUUCUUACAAACCGGAUAUGACAGGACCAAGAACUUUUAUCAAUGUGAUUGAGACAACUGGUGUGUCCAGGCGUUUCAAGGCCAAAAUAUUUCCUGAUGGAGGUGGGGGUAAAGGAACUCAUAGAAAAGAGGAAAUAAAGCAAUACUAUAGAUCUUUUCUAUGGAGUUUGGUUUUUACUGUUCCGGUGUUUCUAACCUCCAUGGUCUUCAUGUAUAUCCCUGGACCUAAGCAUGGCUUGGAAACCAAGGUAGUGAAUAUGCUGACUGUUGGAGAGAUUUUGAGGUGGGUGCUGUCUACUCCUGUUCAGUUCAUCAUAGGUUGGCGGUUCUACAGUGGCUCGUACAAAGCAUUACGCCAUGGUUCUGCUAAUAUGGAUGUCCUGAUUGCCUUGGGAACAAAUGCUGCCUAUUUCUACUCGGUUUACUCAGUGCUAAGAGCUGCUACUUCACCACAUUUUAAGGGUACUGAUUUCUUCGAGACAAGCGCAAUGCUCAUUUCGUUUAUUCUACUUGGAAAGUAUCUAGAGGUUUUGGCUAAGGGAAAAACAUCUGAUGCCAUUGCCAAACUCAUGGACUUGACACCUGAGACAGCAACACUGCUAACUCUGGAUGAGGAAGGAAAUGUUGUAAACGAAGAAGAAAUUGACGGUCGGUUGAUACAAAAGAAUGAUGUCAUUAAAGUUAUUCCAGGUACAAAAGUUGCUUCAGAUGGUUUUGUCAUCUGGGGGCAAAGCCAUGUUAAUGAGAGUAUGAUAACAGGAGAAUCAAGACCAGUGGCAAAAAGAAAGGGUGAUACAGUCAUUGGAGGCACUAUGAAUGAGAAUGGUGUACUGCAUAUCAGGGCAACGAGGGUUGGAUCAGAAAGUGCACUUUCGCAGAUUGUACGCCUUGUUGAGUCAGCGCAAAUGGCUAAAGCUCCAGUACAAAAGUUUGCUGACAGAAUUUCCAAAUUCUUUGUUCCACUGGUCAUUGUACUUUCAUUCUCAACUUGGCUUGCCUGGUUUUUGGCUGGAAAAUUCCAUGGCUACCCUGAAUCUUGGAUACCAAAAUCCAUGGACAGCUUUCAGCUUGCUCUCCAGUUUGGGAUUUCUGUCAUGGUUAUAGCUUGCCCAUGUGCUCUCGGUCUGGCAACUCCCACUGCUGUCAUGGUUGGUACUGGAGUAGGUGCAUCUCAAGGUGUAUUGAUCAAAGGAGGCCAAGCUUUAGAAAGUGCUCAUAAGGUGAACUGCAUUGUGUUUGACAAGACAGGGACCCUCACAGUUGGGAAGCCAGUGGUUGUUAAUACAAGACUACUGCAAAACAUGGUACUUGCAGAAUUCUACGAACUUGUUGCUGCAACUGAGGUGAACAGUGAGCACCCCUUAGCUAAGGCCAUUGUUGAGUAUGCUAAGAAAUUUAGAGAUGAUGCAGAGAACCCUUCCUGGCCAGAGGUGAAAGACUUUGUUUCCCUUACUGGCCAUGGUGUGAAGGCUGUUGUCCGGAACAAGGAAAUAAUUGUAGGAAACAAGAGCUUGAUGUUGAAUGAGAACAUUACCGUACCAAUGGAUGCUGAAGAUAUACUUAAAGAAGCUGAAGGGCAAGCUCAAACUGGAAUUCUAGUAUCAAUAGACGGGGAAGUAGCUGGAGUUAUUUCCAUAUCUGAUCCAGUGAAACCGGGUGCUCAAGAAGUCAUUUCGAUACUCAAGUCCAUGAAAAUUAGAUGCAUCAUGGUGACAGGUGACAACUGGGGAACUGCCAAUUCUAUUGCCAAGGAAGUUGGAAUAGAAGUAGGAAAAGAUACGGUUAUUGCAGAAGCCAAACCUGAGCAGAAAGCAGAGAAAGUGAAGGAUCUGCAGACCUCAGGAUACACAGUAGCAAUGGUAGGAGAUGGAAUCAAUGACUCACCGGCACUUGUAGCUGCAGAUGUUGGAAUGGCAAUUGGUGCAGGCACAGACAUAGCUAUUGAGGCAGCUGAUAUUGUUCUUAUGAAGAGCAACUUAGAGGAUGUGAUAACUGCAAUUGAUCUUUCCAGGAAAACCUUUUCGCGUAUUCGUUUGAACUACAUAUGGGCAUUGGGUUAUAAUGUGCUUGGCAUACCAAUUGCUGCAGGGGCACUUUUCCCAUCAACUGGAUUCCGAUUGCCUCCAUGGAUUGCUGGAGCUGCAAUGGCAGCGUCUUCAGUUAGCGUUGUUUGCUGCUCUUUGCUGCUAAAGUAUUACAAGAGGCCCAAGAAGCUGGAUAAGCUUGAGAUCCGUGGGAUAAAGAUUGAGUGAAUGUAAUAAAGUUUGUUUCAUUAUGUUGUGCAGAUCUCCUGAAACGUAGUCGGUUAGUUUGUUUUGUGAUGAAGAAAAAAAUUUAAAAAUAUGUUGUCUGCUUAGUACUGUUUGAUUGUAUGUACAUAAAUGUUUGGUUAAUGUAAUUUCUAGAUGAAUGGAUUUUUCUUGCA
Molecule: messenger RNA, 3316 nt
Organism: Ziziphus jujuba (common jujube)
Lineage: Eukaryota; Viridiplantae; Streptophyta; Magnoliopsida; Rosales; Rhamnaceae
Product: probable copper-transporting ATPase HMA5
Exons: 6
Coding region: 147-3143 (998 amino acids)
Biological process (GO): monoatomic cation transport
Cellular component (GO): membrane
Molecular function (GO): ATP hydrolysis activity; copper ion binding; ATPase-coupled monoatomic cation transmembrane transporter activity
Source: RefSeq, a predicted model, not a curated record